Messenger RNA from Astyanax mexicanus (Mexican tetra), 831 nucleotides. It is a transcript of the gene pcbd1, whose product is annotated as pterin-4 alpha-carbinolamine dehydratase/dimerization cofactor of hepatocyte nuclear factor 1 alpha. The transcript has 4 exons. Bases 72 to 380 code for a protein of 102 amino acids. Gene Ontology annotation, molecular function: 4-alpha-hydroxytetrahydrobiopterin dehydratase activity. Gene Ontology annotation, biological process: tetrahydrobiopterin biosynthetic process. NCBI's taxonomy places the organism in Eukaryota, Metazoa, Chordata, Actinopteri, Characiformes, Acestrorhamphidae. The record is from RefSeq and is a predicted model, not a curated record.
UUCCAGCUGCUGACUCUGCCACUUUGAUUCAGUAUCAGAGGAGGAGAGAGGCAAGAGCACAGCACCACGAUAUGGCUGGUAAAAUUCAGACUCUGACAAUGGAAGAGAGGGAGCAGCUCCUGCCCAUGAUGCGCAGUGCCCAGUGGGUGGAAGUGGUGGGUAGAGACGCCAUUUAUAAAGAGUUCAUUUUUAAAGACUUUAACCAGGCCUUUGGGUUUAUGUCCAGAGUAGCACUACAGGCUGAGAAAAUGGACCAUCAUCCUGAGUGGUUUAAUGUUUACAAUAAGGUUCAGAUCACUCUGAGCACACAUGAGUGUGGAGGGCUCUCCCAGCGUGACAUUACUCUCGCCACUUUCAUUGACCAGGCUUCAGUUCUCUAAGAGGGAACCUCCUCAUCCAUCGAACUGCUGUAGGCAUCAGAUUAUGCGACCAGUCUUCACAGAUCUGUUCCUGCUGUUCUAGAAAUAUUCAGUAUUUUAGGUUCCAAACUUGGAGUGAGAAUUUGCUUUCCUACUGAAAAUGACUUAUUGGCUGUUACUGUCGCUCCUGUUACAGACAGUACAGGUAAAUCAGUGCCUGUGAUCAUUCCACAGUUAUUGUGAGAGACAUUCCAUAAUAGCCACAGAUGGCUGGUUAAAAACAGAGUUGGGUUGCGUUUACCAGUAUUUUUACUUCCAGCCUUCAACCCAGCAUUUUCUUUCUUCUUGAGACUUUUGUGCCUUUAUUUUCUAUGUGGUAAAUAAUGCUGUUUAUUUUUUUGGACAAAUCUUCUUUUAGCACAUUGUUUGACAGUGAAGUUCUCUAUUCAAAAUAAAGUGUGUGAGAUUUUAA